ACCACCAAACAUGUCUGCUCUGUUUCCACCUCUGUUGUACUUCAGGUUUACUCAACUGCUAUAUAUCUGCUGUAUUUCAGGUCAAUCCAAAGACCACCAGACCCAAAACAACAUCAUCUCGUCUUUUGAGCCUCUAAUGUCAGAGCUGGACCGACUACUAGGUCGUUCACAAGUGUUCGUUAGUUUUUGUAAAGACGAGCUUGGCGACAACUUUGUCAUGCAUCUCGUAUGGGCUUUGAGAGACUCAGGGAUCAAUGUCUUCACAGACACCUACAACCCUAGAGAAAAACAACAGCAACAACAAGUAUUGACAAGUAGUAUAGAGAAGUCGAAUAUCGCGCUGGCCAUCUUCUCAAAGAGGUACUCGGAGUCAAAUUGGUGCUUGAAUGAGCUUGCAAAAAUGAACAAGCUUGCAAAGGAAGGAAAACUUGUGGUCAUUCACGUGUUCUACAACGUGAAACCAAACGAAGUUAGAAAACUCCAGGGAGAGUUUGGAAUACAUUUUAGGGAUACAAAAGAGAGAUUUGCAAUGGAACCAAUGAUGGUUCAAAGUUGGGAAGAAUCCUUGAAGUCCCCUAUUAUGACAGGACGAAUAGACAUGAGCUUGGAAGCACACAUGUAAACGAAUUUGCUCUUGUUCGCGCCAUUGUUAGAGAGGUUUCAAGAUUAUUACCAAACUCUCCAAGAAGAAGAAAAUUAGGGAU
This is a messenger RNA of Camelina sativa (false flax), 704 nucleotides long. The record is from RefSeq and is a predicted model, not a curated record. NCBI's taxonomy places the organism in Eukaryota, Viridiplantae, Streptophyta, Magnoliopsida, Brassicales, Brassicaceae.